AUGUAUGCUAUGCUCCAUAUCUUAGAGAUGCGUAUGGGUGUAGGUGUGGGUGGAAAUGGAAAUGGAAGCGGAAACGCUAAUGCCAAUGCUGGGCUGGCUGCGGGCGAGAGGUCCGGCUCCGCAGAUGAUGAUAGAGAGGUCGGUGUUACAGAAGUCAAGGAGGAGGAGGAGGAGGAGGAGGAGGAGGAAGGGCACUUUACUCAUGCAGCCAACUCCUCUCUUACUUCCAUCAACAGCGAGGAAUGGCAUGGUGGUUUAGUGGCUAUGAGCCGCUGGCCGCUUCCAAGUACACCUGUUUGA
This is a messenger RNA of Drepanopeziza brunnea f. sp. 'multigermtubi' MB_m1, 300 nucleotides long. The record is from RefSeq and is a predicted model, not a curated record. Lineage: Eukaryota; Fungi; Ascomycota; Leotiomycetes; Helotiales; Drepanopezizaceae.